Oryzias latipes (Japanese medaka) is the source of this 3213-nucleotide messenger RNA. RefSeq names its product SEC23 interacting protein (gene sec23ip). Gene Ontology annotation, molecular function: protein binding; metal ion binding; glycerophospholipase activity. NCBI's taxonomy places the organism in Eukaryota, Metazoa, Chordata, Actinopteri, Beloniformes, Adrianichthyidae. The record is from RefSeq and is a predicted model, not a curated record. Gene Ontology annotation, cellular component: COPII-coated ER to Golgi transport vesicle; cytoplasm.
UUACUGAAAUCUAGUGUCGCGUGAGUGUUGGAGAUCGGGGAAAACUGUGACGUCAGGAGACGUUUCUUUCGCAUUUACUGCCAGCCUGGUCCGGUUGUGGCUACGUGUAAAUCCAGCUGAAAAUGGCAGAUAGAAAAAAUAACAGUGGUCCCGACAGCAGCGCGAAUUUACUCUUUAGUGCCGCUCCAGACUUUAGCUUUAACCUGCCUUUCAUGCCGGUGAGUCAGGCGUCGGGCCCGGCGGUGCUGUCAGGAGAAGACUCUACUGACGUUGGAGAAGAAGACAGUUUCCUGGGUCAGACCUCGGCCAACGGUCCGCCGGCGGCCUCCUCCACCUUCAGCUACUUCUCCAACCCCGUAACGACCUCUGACCCCUUUGCCAGUAUUGGUCAGUCACCAUGCCCGCCAGCAGGACGCUCCUCGACCUUAACCGCUGCUGGACCCGUUUCUUUUCCCAGCAGCAUCGCCAUGUCUCCGCCAUCCACAGCUUCACAAAUGAACCCCCCUCCCUCAACGUUUGGCAGUGCUGUUUACCAGAGUCCGCUGGGACGACAGACUCCUCCCCCUACAACGAUGACCCCGCCUCCUGCUCAGAUGCAGCCGCAGCAUCACAACCCGUACCGCCACACGGCGUCCAGCAGCAGAGCCAGUCCUUACAUUCCAGCUCCAGAGAUCCUGCCCCCACCUCACACACCCCAGCAGGCUCCGACCUCUUUCAGCCCCCCACCUCAGAUGUUCUCCCCGCCAGGGUCCACGUUCCCCACGCCUCCUCCAGCAAACAUCGCAGGACCUCCUCCUCCUCCUCCUGCCACCACGGCUGGAGCCGUAGUUCCUGCAGGCCCCAUGAUGCCGUACAACUACAACGUGUACGAGCAGGUUCAGCCGCACUGGUUCUACUGCAAGAAGGUGGAGCUGAAGAGUGUGUGGCUUCCUUUCAGCAUCUUUGAUUCCCUUCAGCUGGAGGAGACGUACAACUCGGUUCAGCCGGACCCGGAGAGCGUGAUCGUACGAACAGACGGUGGGCGCUACGACGUUCAGCUCUACGACCGCCUGCGCACCGCCGUGUACUGGGAGGAGGAGCCUACAGAGGUCCGGCGCUGCACCUGGUUUUACAAAGGCGACACGGACAGCCGCUUCAUUCCGUACUCUGAAGACUUCAGCGACAAGCUGGAGGCCGAAUAUAAGAGGGCGGUGUCUACAAACCAGUGGCACCGCAGACUGGAGUUCCCCUCAGGAGAAACCAUCGUCAUGCACAACCCAAAGGUCAUAGUCCAGUUCCAGCCCUCCUCCAUGCCUGAUCAGUGGGGAACAACGCAGGACGGGGAGACCAGGCCCCGAGUGGUGAAGAGAGGAAUUGAUGAUGACCACGACGAAGUCCCCGAUGGGGAGCUCCAUAAGAUCGAUCAUCUGGUGUUCAUGGUUCACGGCAUCGGGCCGGUGUGUGACCUGAGGUUCAGGAGCAUGAUCGAGUGUGUGGACGACUUCCGCAGCGUGUCGCUGAAGCUGCUGCACAGCCACUUUAAGAAAUCUCUGGACGAGCACGCCGUGAGCCGGGUGGAGUUCCUGCCCGUGCAGUGGCACACGGCUCUGCACGGGGACGCCACCGGCGUGGACAGGAGGAUCAAGAGGAUCACGCUGCCGAGCACCGGGCGGUUACGCCACUUUACCAACGAGACGCUGUUAGACGUGCUUUUCUACAACAGCCCCACCUACUGCCAGACCAUCCUGGACACGGUGGCUCUGGAGAUGAACCGACUCUACGCCCUGUUUCUGAAGAGGAACCCGGACUACAGGGGUGGGGUGUCGGUGGCCGGACACAGCCUGGGUUCCUUGAUCCUCUUUGACCUGCUCUCCAAUCAGAAGACCGUCUCUCCUGCUCUCGUCCUUCCAGUCAUGCCCACUCCUAACGGGGACGCCAAACAGGUCUGCUGGCCCCUCCAGGUGACCGCUCCUCCUGACGCUCCUGCAGCUGAGGAGGAGGAGGAGGAGUUUGAAGAUCUCACAGGUGUGCUGCAACACCUGGGCCUGUCUGAGUACAAGAGCACCUUUGAUGAGGAGAAGAUCGACAUUGAAUCGUUUCUUAUGUGCACCAUUGAAGACCUGAAGGAGAUGGGAAUCCCUCUGGGUCCCAGGAAGAAGAUCAGCAAGUUUGUCAAAGAGAGACUGAACCGACAGGCUUCUCAGAAGAAGACGGACGGCGUUAAGGGCAGUCAGGCUGCGGCAGCACAAGCUGACGCCGUGGCGGAUCCGGCUGUGACGAGACCUCCGGCGGGAAACGCCACCUCGUCUGUUCACGUCAACUACGAUUACUUUGAAGUGGGGACGGGACAGGUGUCGGUGGUCUACCACACACUGGACUUUGAGCCGGGGAACUUCUUUGCGUUGGGAUCUCCCAUCGGCAUGUUCCUGACGGUCCGAGGCCUCGAGAAGAUCGACGAGUCGUACCAACUUCCCACCUGCAGGGGCUUCUUCAACAUCUACCACCCGCUGGACCCAGUGGCGUAUCGGAUCGAGCCCAUGAUAGUACCAGACCUGGAGCUGAAGCCGGUUCUGAUCCCUCAUUAUAAAGGAAGGAAGAGGCUACAUUUGGAGCUGAAGGAGAGCCUCUCCAGGAUGGGCUCCGACCUGAAGGAGGGCUUCAUCAGCUCGCUGAGGAGCGCCUGGCAGACGCUCAACGACUUUGCUCGCGCUCACACCUCGUCCGCUCUCCAGGCUGAACUCGCCAUGGUGGCCAACCAGAUCGAGGAGGAGGAGAAACACGUGCAGGAGGUCGCAGCAGAGAAGAUCCCAGAAAGCCCCGAGCCCCCCAAGGAGGAGGAUCCUCAGGUGAAGAUCGGGAUGCUGAACGGAGGAAACCGCAUCGAUUACGUCCUGCAGGAGAAACCCAUCGAGAGCUUCAACGAGUAUCUGUUUGCCCUCCAGAGUCACCUCUGCUACUGGCAGUCUGAGGACACGGCUCUGCUGAUCCUCAGAGAGAUCUACGGGAACAUGGGGAUCCAUGCGGAACAUGCGCUGCACUGAUCCUCUGGACCCGCUCCGGUUCUUCCUCUGCUGUAGUUUGAUGCCGUUUGUCUUAAAUGAAGAACCCGGUCAGCCUGUAACUCCACCUUUGAUGAGACAUUUUUAUAGCAUAAAUGAUAGACGUUUAAUGAUGUGAACGACCAGGAGGCACCAAUUACACUUUUAUUUGACAAUAAAUCAUUACAUUGCUGAA